AGAUUUCAAAAGAAAGUUUGAAUCCCUUUUAUUUCUUCUCUUUAUUUGUUUGAAGGCAAGAAAAGUAUCCGUUUCUUGGAGGAAGUUUCUCUCUUUCAGAUUCUCACUUUUCUUCAAGAUUUUACUUGUUAUUUUCUAGAAACCAUUAAUUUGCAUAAAAAUAGAGUUUAGAAUAUCUACAAAAUGGGAGUUUCAGGAACCUUAGAGUACCUGUCUGAGUUUAUGAGCAGUGGACAUAAAUACAAGAAGAGGAAGCAAUUUCAAACUGUGUAUCUCAAGGUGAGGAUGGACUGUGAUGGCUGUGAACUUAAAGUCAAGAAAGCCUUGUCUUCAUUAAGUGGAGUUAAGUCUGUGGAGAUAAACAGGAAACAACAGAAGGUGACAGUAACAGGAUAUGUUGAACAGAGCAAAGUGUUGAAGAAGGCAAAGUCAACAGGGAAAAAGGCAGAGAUUUGGCCAUAUGUACCCUACAAUCUUGUGGCACAACCCUAUGCAAUUCAAGCUUAUGACAAGAAGGCACCCCCUGGUUUUGUCAGAAAAGUAGACAACUCAACUACUGGAAAUGGUCCCAGAUUUGAGGACCCCUACAUUACAAUGUUCAGUGAUGAUAAUCCAAAUGCCUGCUCUAUCAUGUAAAAGAAAAACAUAAUGGUCGACUGGAUGUCUGUCACUCAAACGUUUCUGGGCUUCUUUUCAAGCUAUAUUAUUUUUGUUUUCUAUUUUUAUCCUUUUUUGGUUAAUUUAGGUACUUUUCUCAAGUGGGAUUAAUGAGGCUACUGUUGAAUCUGGGUUCAACUGGUUUUGGUGGAAUUAAUGACUUAUGUAGAAUCAAGAAUGAAUGGUUUUGUGUACUUAAUUAAUAUGAAUAAAGUAUUCUGCUAUUGAGGAAA
This is a messenger RNA of Olea europaea var. sylvestris, 890 nucleotides long. Its product is annotated as heavy metal-associated isoprenylated plant protein 23-like. The record is from RefSeq and is a predicted model, not a curated record. The coding region runs from base 184 to 636 and encodes 150 amino acids. Lineage: Eukaryota; Viridiplantae; Streptophyta; Magnoliopsida; Lamiales; Oleaceae. The transcript has 2 exons. Gene Ontology annotation, molecular function: metal ion binding.